UUUAUCAAGCGUCAACUCACGAUUUUCAAAAAAUGCUUCAAGAUGGAUUUAAUAAACAACAAGAAUUACUAAAAAAACAGCAAACGGAGCACAAAGCUGAAAUAGAAAAAUUGAAAGCCGAUUUCGAUACAAAAAUAACUAAACAACCCAAAAAAAUACCUCCAUCAGUUCCACCCAAAGAUUAUGAAGAAAUACAUGAACAUUAUGCAAGCCAGGGGGAUCCCAAUAGACCAGAGUUUACUAAAGAAGAGUUUUUACGUGAGGUUACAAAGCUUUUUGGCACCCCGCCAGUACAACCUAAACCAGAACGAUUGCGAUCCUCAAAUCAAACUGAUGAAAUAAGGAGUUUAAGAAAUGAGAUUAUAGAAAUUAGGAAUGCAGAAAAUCAAUCCCGCGAUGCACUGAAUCAGAUGUAUAAUCGAUAUAAAAAUUUAUCAGCGGAUGGACACACAACUAAUGUCAAAUCAAAUCGAAUUGCAGAACCUCAACAAAACAAGAUAGUCGAUUCACCAGUAACUACUUUCGACAAACUUUUUCCAGAAUCGGAUGACCAGCUAUUAGAAUUAUUAUCCCCAGCAAUGCGUAAAAAAAUCACUAAUCCAUCAACAAAAAAUAAAUGGGCUGAAUCGAUUGAAUAUAUGCAAUGUAGAAUUGACGAUGUAGAUAUUCCAGAAGGAUUUCCAGAUAGCGCAUCUGAAUGUAAUCUAAUGAAUAAAGCCCUAAAUGAUGCAUUAGGAUGGGAUCUCGGAACCGCACCAAAUUUUUAUCUUACACACAAUUCCGAUCAUGUAACAAAAUUAAUUGGUGGACAUAAAGAUGUGCCAAUAUCAAUAAUAUAUAAAGACAAGCAGGGUAUAGAGCACCUGGUUACUGAAACAGCAAAUAUUGUAAUUAUUGAUGACGGAGAACCUGAUUAUCUUCUUUGUAUGGGAACACCCUAUAUUCGAAAAGUUAAAGGACUUCCAGAUUUAGAUAAACAUGAGUUUCGGAUGACAGUUCGAGGUAAGUCUUAUGUUAUUCCAACAUUUACUAAACCAACUGGAGAUAUUAGCGAUAACCAGCCUUCAAGUAAGAUAUCAAGCUGUUGUACUGCUCUGAGAAAUCGUUAG
Molecule: messenger RNA, 1109 nt
Organism: Diversispora eburnea
Lineage: Eukaryota; Fungi; Glomeromycota; Glomeromycetes; Diversisporales; Diversisporaceae
Source: the annotation of a GenBank genome assembly